Messenger RNA from Elgaria multicarinata webbii, 3564 nucleotides. It is a transcript of the gene TMED9, whose product is annotated as transmembrane p24 trafficking protein 9. Gene Ontology annotation, cellular component: endoplasmic reticulum; COPII-coated ER to Golgi transport vesicle; Golgi apparatus. Bases 42 to 716 code for a protein of 224 amino acids. Gene Ontology annotation, biological process: endoplasmic reticulum to Golgi vesicle-mediated transport; intracellular protein transport; COPI coating of Golgi vesicle. The record is from RefSeq and is a predicted model, not a curated record. The transcript is spliced from 5 exons. Lineage: Eukaryota; Metazoa; Chordata; Lepidosauria; Squamata; Anguidae.
GCUUGAGAGACAGCGCGGGAGGCGGCGGCAGGCGCGGCGCGAUGGCGGCUCCCGGAUACAGCCCGAGCGUGUUUUGGCAGCUGGUGUUGGUGGCCGGGCUGGUGUCCCCCGGGUGGGCUCUUUAUUUCCACCUGGGCGAGACGGAGCGCAAGUGCUUCAUCGAGGAGAUCCCCGACGAGACCAUGGUCAUCGGGAACUACCGGACUCAGCUGUACGAUAAGCAGCGGGAAGAGUACCUUCCCGCUACUCCUGGCCUGGGCAUGUUUGUGGAAGUGAAGGACCCCGAUGAAAAGGUGGUGUUGUCCCGGCAGUAUGGCUCAGAAGGCAGAUUCACCUUUACUUCACAUACACCUGGGGAACAUCAGAUCUGCCUGCAUUCCAAUUCCACCAAAUUUUCCCUUUUUGCAGGAGGCAUGCUGAGGGUCCACCUUGAUAUCCAGGUUGGGGAGCAUGCCAACGACUAUGCCGAGAUUGCAGCCAAAGACAAGCUGAGUGAGCUGCAGUUACGUGUGCGCCAGCUCUUGGAGCAGAUUGAACAGAUCCAGAAAGAGCAGAACUACCAGCGGUGGCGAGAGGAGCGCUUCCGUCAAACCAGCGAAAGCACGAACCAACGAGUCCUCUGGUGGUCCAUUGUCCAGACUCUCAUUCUUGUAGCCAUUGGAGUUUGGCAGAUGAGGCAUCUCAAAAGUUUCUUUGAGGCCAAGAAGCUGGUUUAAAAAUGGGGUUGGGGGUGACAUCAGCAAAAGGCCUGCAUUUCUCACAGGAACAGUUCCCAGUGCUUCGUGUGUCUGCACUGGCCCUUCUUCUCUCUUCAGUCAUCCUUUCCACCUGACUGGUUAUUGGCCAGGGUACUUGUCAUCUACCUCUCUCUGCCUCUGCCCCUCCUCCUUCCCACCGGUCAGCAUCCCAUCCUGCUGUGAUACCAGGGCCGUGUGUUGGCGCCAUGAGGCACUGAGUUCUCUCCAGACAAUUGAGACUUUUCCACCCCUGCUGCCUCUCAUGGUUUUUAGCAGCAGGAAGGCAGCCCUGUGUUCAGCUUUUCUCCUGCCUGAGAGUGUUCCUCAUCAAAAUUAAGACUCUUCUUUUGGAAGGGCACUCAGGACUUUUUCUCUAUCCAGCAUCACAAAUGUCAAAGCCAAAAAACAGGCGGCAGUUUUGAGCCCUGCUGAGCCCUACUUGUAUAAGCUCUGUCUUCUUAGUGCCACCAGUAUGUUGCUCAGGAGGAAAGCACUGAAUGAAAAGAUCUGGAAGCUGUUCCUGCAAGUCUUCUGUCCUGUGUAUUCAUAAUGUGAAUGGGAUGCAGAAUGAUUUUGGGAUUAACUGCUUAUGGGAUUGGUGGAGUAAUACUCGGGUCUAUUUCGAAAUUACUUGCAUGAGUGUUUUGGUGUGGAUGUGAUAAUCUCUGGGCAACUAAUCUGGGAUAGCUAAAUAUUAAAAUUUACUUGACUUUCCUUAGAUUUAAAUCCACUAUUCCUGUGUACUUGCAGCCACUGUUCUUCAGAUACUUCGUUUUCUCACAAUGUGAGCUUAUGAGCAGUUGCAAACUUGGUUCUACAACACUGCUGCUCUUCUAGCAAGAACAUGUGAUGAUACAUUUGUUUCCUGCUGCUCCGCCAACCCAAUCCUAACUUGGAAAUUAGCCCCACUGAUUUCAAAGGAACUCUUUCAAAUAACUUUGCUUACAUUUGCACCCCAAGUCUCCUUGGGAUUUGUUUUGCUGAAUACAUUUUUUUGGCAUCCACUAAAAGAUUGUAUAGUUAUCAUUCCAAAAUUAUGGAAACAUCUCCUCUUGUCCUUUCCCCUAAAUUUGGGGUUGUGGUUUGGGGAGGGGAUGAGAACAAAAAGAUUGGCUCGGUUCAGAUGUAACAAUCUCAAGCCAAUAAACCAUUUAUUGGCCAAAGAAUGAGAAUUCUGCCUAUGUACUCCUCAUACCCUUAUGCACCUAGCUUUGAGACUUAUAUCCUAGCUUAUUCGGUUUCUCAUCCUAACAAGCAGUGCUUGUAAGCGACAGUGCUUAAGCCAUAGUUUCUGAGUUUGAAAGUCAUGGGAAAGUAUGUGGUUUAAAAAGCGAAGAUAUAAGCAUUAAACCUGGGGGUGUGAGGAGAGGGUGCAGUGGCACAUGAGCCAAGAUCGUUGCAUCUGAAUUUGGCCAUUGUGUGUGUAGGGUUGAAGUGAAGGACUGAUGCUGAUCUGUUCUUCUUUGUAAGCCUUAGUUCUAAAUAAGCUUGUGUAGAAGCAGCUGUCUUGGGUUGGCCUGUCAUGUCUGUCUGAUUAGGAUUUUUGUGGGGACUGACACAUUGAAGAUUGGGUUUUUACUAUGUCUGCGGUUGCACCAUCUGCGCUUGCCCUAUCAUGGAAUGCUUUCCAUGCAUUUUUUUUCUAUACAGGCUUGAAACUUUUCACUUGCUUUAUGUUUUUCAUGAAGGUUGAGCAGCAACAGCUUCACAAUAUGUAAAUCGCUACUCUACAUAAGUAGAUACAAGCAUCCUCUUCCCUUCCCUAAAUGUGAAAGGGAAAAUAUGUUGUCUGAACAGAAUGCAGAAUUGUUUACUGAAGGUAAGAGGGAGAGCAUAAAUUCCUGGGAACAACUGCAAGUUCUGUGACUCAAUUGGCACCAGCCAAUUUCUAAAAUGAGUUUUACUGAUCUUUUGUUUGCUGUUGACAUGUUUUGUGUAACUGGAUUAGCAAAAUGGGUGGUGGUACUAUUGCUGAGAUACUUGGGAGUGGCCUCAGGUUGCUAAGGAAUUUAAGUCUGACAAAUCCACUCUAAACUGUAUUUGCUAAACGGUCCAGCAUGUGAAAAGCCAUAAGUUUGACUUUCUGAAAGCAGAACUUGCUAAAUGUUGGGGGGCUGAAUUUAGGGCAUUAAACUGGGCCUUUUGAUAGGGGUACAUGAUCCACAGUUUGGUGCACUGGAAGAUAUCGUUCUAGACUGGUGAAGGAGGGGAUCUUUGUAGACUUGUAGAGGAGGAUUCCUGUACUAGUUUGGUGAAUGCUGGUCUGCUAUUAGAAGGGGUGGGUGGGUUGGAAGUGGGCUUUUGGUGUGUUUUUAGUUUCCUGUAUCCAGGCAUUUGUGAUGACAUUUGUGAUGAUUUGUAUUUGUAUCACCAACUACAUCAGACUUCCCAACCUGGUGUACUCUAGAAGUUUUGGACUUCAACUUCCAUCAGCCCCAGCCAGCAGAACCAAUGGUCAUGAAUUCUGGCAUUGUAGUCCAAAAUAUCUGGAAGGAACCCGAUUUAAGGAUAAUUACACUAUCCAUUUAAGGAGUUCCAAUAUCCUAGCCACGUUUCCUUUAUUCUUCUGCUUGCAAAUGAAGCAAGUGAAGUUGUCUGAUCUUACUGCUGUGGCCAGCUAUUGACAAAAACUUGAGUGAUAAUUUAAAUACUCAAAAGUAUUUAAACUGCAAACUUUAAGAGGGAGAAUAAAGAGCUUCAAGAGUGAGGGCGUAGUUUUAAUGAAUGAAACAUGCUUGUUUUAUGUUUUGAGGCUAUUUUAGCCCUGGUUGCUACUGUAUUACAUAACGAGAGAGAAAUUAUUAAAGAUGGUCUUUCCUUCUAAUAA